This is a messenger RNA of Gossypium arboreum, 1722 nucleotides long. Its product is annotated as LRR receptor-like serine/threonine-protein kinase GSO2. Gene Ontology annotation, molecular function: protein binding. The coding region runs from base 1 to 1722 and encodes 573 amino acids. The record is from RefSeq and is a predicted model, not a curated record. The transcript has 4 exons. NCBI's taxonomy places the organism in Eukaryota, Viridiplantae, Streptophyta, Magnoliopsida, Malvales, Malvaceae.
AUGAACCUGUACGGCACUAUCCUUCCAUCCUUGGGUAAGCUUUCGUUGUUGUUGGCUCUCAACAUGAGCGGGAACAGUUUCCACGGCCAUUUGCCAUCUGAGUUGGCCAACUUGCAACGUUUGGAGCUCAUGGACUUGAGCCACAAUGAGCUUAGUGGUGGAAUCCCUCCAUGGUUUGGCAACUUAACCAAGCUUCAGCAUCUAAGUCUCAAUGGCAACAACUUUACAGGUAAUAUCUCUCCGUAUCUUUUCAACAUGAUAAACCUGGAAACAAUGGAUUUCAGCCAUAAUUUUCUUCAAGGAAGCUUACCCCAUGAGAUUGGUAACCUUCCAAAGUUGAAGAUUCUCCGUCUGCGAUACAACAAGCUCUCGAAUCCCAUUCCAGCAGCCAUCUACAGUGUGUCCUCCUUGGAAGUUGCAGAUUUCAUGUUUAACAACUUCUCAGGAAGUAUAUCAAGAAAUAUUGGGAACUUGACUAAGCUCAGGGAAAUAUAUGUUGCACAAACAGAUAUUGGAGAUAUUGAAGCUAUCAUCAUUUAUAAAUCAAAACAGGAUGAAGCAUGUGAAAUACCAAGGGAAAUAGGUAAUCUUCGUAAUCUGCAGAUAUUUGAUGGUGGAAAUGCAAGCCUCACAGGUCAUAUUCCUGCAAGCAUCUUCGACAUAUCUUCGUUGAGAUAUAUUCUCCUUGGAAGAAAUAACCUUUCUGGUACUCUACCAAUUGACAUAUGUAGUAAUCAGUCAAGACUUGAAGCUCUUUACUUGGCCCGGAACCAGUUAAAUGGUGAAAUUCCUUCGGGCUUAGGUGGAUGCCGCAAGCUUCAGAAUCUAGAUUUCUCCAUAAACAGAUUCUCAGGACAGAUCCCACGUAGCAUCGGAAACUUAACCGGUCUCAAGGAGCUAUACUUAGGAGAUAAUGAAUUGAAAGGUGGAAUCCCAUGGGAGGUAGGCAAUAUUCUGAAUUUGGAGGUGCUGGACAUCGGAGAAAUGGGGCUCACUGGUCUCGUUCCACAGGUUCUCUUCAACAUUUCAACUUUGAAGACUAUUAACCUUCCAAACAAUAGUCUAUCUGGUAGCCUCCCGUGGGACAUAUGCCUUCAUCUUACAUCACUUGAGAGGAUUGAUUUUUAUAGAAAUGAACUCACAGGAAAUGUUCCAAAAAGUAUUGGUAACUGCACUUUCCUCCAAUUGAUAGGUCUCGGCAAAAGCCAUCUCUCUGGGGAAAUACCAGAGGAGAUUGGCAAUUUACAACAUCUUAGUACCUUAUCUAUGGGGGGAAACAACUUGACCGGUUCAAUUCCAUCAAAGAUAUUCAAUAUGUCAACCAUAGAGUUAAUUGCAUUACAGUUAAAUAAGCUUUCAGGACAUCUCCCUUCAAGCUCCGAGUAUAAGCUUCCAAAACUUACAGUGAUAUCUCUGGCUCAGAAUAGACUCAGUGGCAAACUCCCAAGCUGCAUCACCAAUGCUUCAACACUCAACGCCUUAGAAAUCGGCCACAACUCAUUCUCCGGCUUUCUUCCGAGCUCCUUUGGUAAUAAUCUAAGGCUUCUCGAGUCGCUCAGUCUCCAAUAUAACAAUCUUUCACUUGAAUAUUCUAGUCCAGAACACAGUUUUCUCUCUUCUUUGAUGAACUGCAGAACUUUGCGGCAUCUAAGCAUUGAAUCUACUACAUAUGGUGGUGUCCUUCCAGCUUCAAUAGGUAAUCUCUCAGCGUCACUUCAAUAG